This is a messenger RNA of Bacillus rossius redtenbacheri, 7281 nucleotides long. RefSeq names its product putative nuclease HARBI1. Bases 4160 to 5299 code for a protein of 379 amino acids. The transcript has 4 exons. NCBI's taxonomy places the organism in Eukaryota, Metazoa, Arthropoda, Insecta, Phasmatodea, Bacillidae. The record is from RefSeq and is a predicted model, not a curated record.
CGUUGGCCUGGACCCACACCUCACCGACGAGAGCUGCACAGGCAAGACAGGGCAAUUACGCAAACGGGGAAUCAGGGACCUAAAGCUGAGGGACGUCAUUACGUUGGCCAUUUUUUUUCUGCAGUUUUCUUUGAACUCUGUGCCUCAUUGACACUGGAUAAAAUAGAAAAAUGUCUAUUUCAAAAGAAAGUUUAGCAUUUGAUAUUUGUAACUUCUUACAGGUAAACGCUUUGUAACUUGGGAGCAUAAUUUAUACCUUGUAUGUUGUAAGAAGCUUUUAAUUUAAUACUCAGUCUCUUUAAAAUAUGUUAAAUUUUGUAUUUUCAAUUGGCAUAAUGUAAAUGCACAUUUUAUGCAUUUAUCAGUCAGUGGUAGGUAAGUAGCUGCACUUUUUUUUUUUUAAAAAAGAAUCUUUUUGAACAUUUUGUGGAGGUUAUUGUAGAAAUAAGACUUUCAAUUAUUGUGAAUAAUAAGCUUUACGGGACAUGUAAAAAUUCUGAACAGCCAUUUGUAUCAGAGAUUUUUGUAGUACUGUGUUUUUGUUUAUUAUAAUAUAUUUAUUUAACUGUUCGAAAUUUUAUGAAAAUUUUCUAAUCUACAGUGAUCCAUGUAGUAUCCUUCAAUAGUUUAUAAGGUUUGGUCAUUUCAUUUUUUUUUUGUACCAUCACACUAGGGGGUUGGUUGUAGCUUUUGAGCCCUCUAACAUCAUGAGUAAUAGAUAAAAAAGUUAAUUUCACAAUUUUGUUUGCAACUCCUAUUAGGGCGAUGAAGAUUCAUGCCUCUGUCAGUCAUACCGGUGUAGAGAUUGGCAGUGUGGGCCGCAGCAUAACUCCGUAAGCUUAGUCGCAACCAUACGACUUGUAAGAUGUGCAAUGUCAAGCUCAGUCUCCAGACAUAAAAGCCAUGUUGUCAGCAGUGCCUUGUACGAGUGAUACAUGCCAAUAGUCAUUCUUACCAGAUUUACCACCUUUCUAUUUCAAGUUUCCGUCACCCACGGUCUUGGGAUUGAGACCCGGGGCGGUCCUAGUGGUUUUCAGUGGCUCUAAAGGAAAUCUCUGGUGGGCGCCAGGUUAAUUUGAGGAUUAACCGAGGUGGUCGUGGGUUUUUGCCCCUGCGUGUUCCACUAGGAUUGACUGCUGUUGAUGGUGGGAGGGAGUCCCUACUCCUAAUAAGCACUGUCACUAAACAGAAUAGAGGACCGUUUCCUAAAUGUUCAGGGGGCUCUUGCGAAAUAAAGAAACUGUAUUUAGGUGCUGGUUUUUUAAUCUCGUAUCUCACAUAGUGUGGAUGGGGGCACAAAUUACACAAUUACACUGGACAAAAAAAACACGGCACUACAUAAACUUGCACUGAUAAUUAAUUAUGUAUUACAUGGAUGUUACAUUAUGGCACUUGCAAACAAGGUCCCUACAUUUAUUUGUGGGUCGAUGAAGAGUUUGGGUGUAUUAACGGCCACUCCCGUGAUGAGCUGUAGAUAGAUUCAUGCCCGGGCUCACCUGUGAGAGUUGCGGGACCACGAAGAUAAUAUUAAAUGGCAAAGUCUUUAAAAUUGCAGUCGGCAGGCAUAUGCUCGACGAAUUACGUGAAUUUCUGUUCGCGGGAGUCGGCCCGGACCGCAAGAUGACUGUCGCGAACCUCUGUUCCGCGACGAGCAAAAAUUAAAAGCGGCCGGGAUGAGCCCUGCACCGGGAAAGGGCACGGGGGCACGCGGGGAGAGAAAGGAGGAAAAAUGUUUAAGCGAAUCAGAAGCACAAUGUGUUGAAGUCUCCCCGCGGGAUCACACGUCCGCCCCGGCUCGUGAGUAAGACUCUACUGCCGCUUUGUGCCGGCUUGGGAGGGGAGGAAGCGCCAUGACCCGCCAAACUUUCUAAUGUGCCGUUAUUCCAAUUUUAUAAUCAUAAUUAGUCAUUAUUAUUUAUAGAACACUCGUAUCUUAAUGACAUCGGUCUGAAUUAGUUAGUGGAAGGCCUAUAAUAAUAAUACAUAACAAAAUUUAGAUUAAUUACAUUUGAAAAUAAAAAGUCAAGCUGGAGACUUGUCUGUCACUUGUUGACUACUCCACAGGCUAUUUGCAAGUAAAAACGAAGGUAAAUUAAGUUGGUUAACACUGUGGUUAAUUAUUGGCGGAAGGCCACAAGGGACGUUCCGGACGUUUAUUAAUUGCGGUUUCCCACGGGGGAAACCGCUGCACCCCUAUGACGCACUUUCACUAUUAAGGGUUGUUCUGCUAAUUAAAAAUCAAUUAAUCACAGCAAUUUAUGAUGCGUGAGAACUGUUUGGUAGUGUUGGCAUAUGGACGUAAUCUGUGAAGGCACUCACCGACGUCGGCAGCUCGCUUGACUCACGUGAAAUGUGCUAGGGGUGCUUUCCGUUAGCGGGGUUUAAUACUGGCGGGUGGAUGCCGGGCUUUAUGGCCUUCGGAGGGACGACGACAAAGUAAGCCAUAGGUACUUAGUACCUAUAACAGCCGGGGUUACCUCUGUCAAACUCCUGUCAUCUACCAGUCUCUUGUCGUGGUCAUGUCUCGGCUCGACCUGAACUAGCUCGAAGGACUGUAAUUAAAGCCAGUUGGCGCCUUUAUCAUCAUCACCAGUAUCUCCAGCCAAUGGAAGAUGAUGGCAGGUUAUAAAAACUUACACUAGCCUAUUGCUGAAAACAUGGGCGAUGUUGAAUAAAUGUUGAGGGGCCCUGGGUUGCUUCAUGCGCCUAGCCCCGAUGAAAGGAGGGGAUGUGGCACUAGGAGCCAGCUUUCUGUUAAAUGUGUCGCGGCCUCGUCUCUGGUGAAGAUGUGGAGACGGGGUGGACGUCGCUCGGUCGUUCAGUUGUUGUGUUGUUUGCCCGGCACCAGCUCUUGGGUAGAGCAGCCUCACACUCUGAGGCGGGAGUGGACCGUUCGGCCCAGUGCAGCUGACCGAGGACGUGCGGACAAGGAGUAGCUAGCAGGAGGAUUGGGUGUAGAAGAGAGGAUGCCCGCGGUCUCACGAAGAGUCGCUAGCGGAAAGGAUGGAAGUUGGAGAGAGGGAUGCCCGCGGUCUCACUAAGGGCCGUAUUAAUAGUCGGGUUUCAGGUCUUGAAACUAGUUUUGAGAGGAGAUUCUGUUUAGUAAACGACUCUUGAGAUACGAUAUUAAAAUGUAUGUUCAGAUAACUCUCAGCUGAGUAACAAUUACAAUUUCGUUUCUUGAAACCCGUUUUUGCUGUUCAAUAGUCGACUCCUGAGACUUCUGCUUAUUAAUAGUCACAGAAUCCAAUUUCAAGUGAGCUCGAAAACUCGGGAAAUCAUAUAUCACGCAAUUGUGGAUGCGAGGUGACUUGAGACACAAUUUAGCAAUUUCGGUUUUAUUUAUUGUGGUAUAAGUAUUUAUUUUGGUUUUUUUCUUCCAUUUAUUAAUGUUCUGAAACAGACCCCAAUAAAAUAAUAAGGUAAGGAACGAUAAUAAGAUUCAGUAAAUUACUAAAGAGAAAAUAUAAAUAAGAAUAGACUCAAUAAAACUGUGGAACCCUAAUGAGCCAAAUUAGAAAACAGUGGUUUUAUUUGGCAUUAUUUAUGGUAUGCAAGUUCUUAAGUUUGCACACAGUGGAAUUUGAAAAAGUUCCACUGUACUGCAAGCUCAGGCGUUUGUAGGUUAGGUUAUUUUGGAUUUGUACGAAUUUUACUAUAGCCUAAGUAGCUGUUACAUAAAACCUGCGGUUUUAAUUACAUUUUUAUCCAAUCUUACAAACCUAAACCACCUAACCCCGAAACAGCCUAAGUGAAUAACAAAUUGCACAAAAAUUUGUAAUAGGCCUACUGUAAUCAAUACAUGGAAAUACAUCUGUUGGCCAAAUAUUCGUUAAAUUGGUUUUAUAUUUUAACCAAUAUACCUAUACAGGUCAUAUAAAACUUUACCUGUAUUUGAAUAGGUGAUAGUGAAUCGUAAUUAUGUGAGCUCGUGUGUCAGUUUAUGUUACAGAGUUGUAAAUUAUGCUUUCAGAACUUCAAGUUUUCACAAAUUGGUUCCUAAGUAGGCAUUUUGAAUUUAUGUUGGUCUUUAACAUUCUGUUCCAAUUUUUAUAUUGUGAAGUAAAUCUCGGCUAAUGUCACCAUCUCAUAAUGUAAUUAUUGGUACAGUAUUUGGUUACCUACAUAAAUAUGUGAAUGACUUCAGUUACAGAUCUGAAUGGAUUUACCUCGUAUUGUCCGUCGUGAUGAUCCCUUGGAUUUUGAUGGUCACAAUGAUGACAAUUGUCGUGAAGUACCCAUAUUCCGCCUGAGGAAACGUUACAUCAGAGAUGCAAGGAACCCCUUUGAGUGGUGGGCAGAUAAUGAAUUUAUAAAAAGGUACAGAUUUUCAAAACAUGCAGUAAUGCAUGUAAUAUUGCCUCAGAUAGUGCCGGCAAUACUACACAAUUCGAACCGAGGCUUGCCACUAGCACCAGUCCGAAAACUCUUGCUAUGUUUGCGAUUCUAUGCAACAGCGUCUUACCAGAUAGUCUGUGGUGACAUUGACAGUGUUUCACAAGCCAGCACAUCCAAUAUUGUAAAGGAAGUGUCGAGAAUCAUCGCACACUUGCAUGUACAGCACAUCAAAUUUCCAGCAACAGCAGCAGCAAAAGCAGCUAAUAGGGAACAAUUUGUGCUACUAGGGAGGGUUGGUGGUGUUGAUGGCAUCCCAGGUAUUGAUGGAGCCAUUGAUUGCACUCAUAUCAAAAUAGUUGAUACACCAGGUCGCCACCACGGUGAGGCAUACCGCAACCGGAAAACAUUUUUUUCCAUAAAUGUGCAGGCAGUCAUGGGUCCCUCAAUGGAAUUCCUUGACAUUGUGGCAAGAUGGGCAGGCAGUACCCAUGACAGCAGGAUAUUUCAAAUGUCACGGGUAAACAUGAGGUAUGUAGAAGGGCAACUAACAGGGUCUCUCCUUGGAGAUAAUGGAUACCCUGCUCUGCGACAUCUGUUAACCCCACUGCUAAAUCCUCUGACCAAGGCAGACAGGCUAUACAAUAGAGCUCAUAUUAAGGCAAGAAACAUUAUUGAACGUGGGUUCGGAGUCUGGAAACGAAGGUUCCCCUGCCUGAGACGAGGUUUGGGAAACGCACUGCCUACUGUCUCCAAUAUUAUUGUUGCCUGUGCUGUCCUGCACAAUAUUGCAGUGGCAGGAAAUGAAGAUUUGCCUGAUGAUGCUGACGAUGCUAUAGAACACUUUGUUCCGGUCGGCCAUGUACAAGCAAGGGUUGGAGAAGGUCAUGCAGUUCGGCAAGCUAUCAUUCUUGCACAUUUUGCCCAUGGUGCCCUUGGUGAUGACCCUGACCUCUUGGAAUAGGCUACAGAUGGGGUAGACACUGGAGAAGCAACUUCAUUUUGGUUGGAAUGUGCUUGUGCAUGCACACUGCCGUCAUCAAUAUGCAGUGGCUCAGCUGCAUCUACAUCAAUGAAAUAAGAAAUAAGAAUUAAAAUAAACAAUGUAUGUUAAUGUAAAUAAAUAAAAAACUAAUUAUAAAAAUAAAUUCAAAAUCUAUAUUGUAUGUGCAUAUAUGCAGUAAUAUUUAUGUAUGCAAGUAAUUGUUAAAAUGUAUUUAGAAAACAAGAAUUCAGUUGAAAGGAAAGAGGUGAAAUAUAGCUUUGCAUUGUGAAGGUUGUAGUAGUGUUUUAAUGUGUGCCCGACUAUGAACUUGUGUUCUACAUCUUUUAGGAUACAAUAUUUACUAUCUUUCCCCAUAUUUAGAUUAUUUUAAUGUAUACAUAAUUCUUCAUCUCUUAAACAGAAUGACAUUUCAAAACAUCCCAGUACAAAUUAAACUUUUCACCAUCAUCUAACCAUGAUUAUUAACAGGAUAAAAUUAACUUAUUUCUUAAAAGGAGGGACAUUUAAGACAAUGCAUAAUUAUUGUAUCCAGUCGGGGUCUAGUUUAUAUUUGAACAAAUGCUGCCUGAAAACACAACUGCAUACAGAGUAGGUAUAAGGAAACUAUUAACUCAUUUGUAUUCCUCUGAAAAAACCAUGCUCCUGGUCAGAAUACAGCACAACAUUUUGCAAAUGUAAGAAACUAUACCUAUUUAUUUUUCAAUAACAUCCACCCUAUUCAAUCACAAGAUAUUUAACAUGAUAGGAGCUUUAUUUUAUUAAAAUUUAAGUAUAAAAAAGAAAGAAAAUGUAGUACAUAAUAUUUAUUACAGCAGUGGAUUAUUAUGCAGUGCAAUGCCUCACCUAACACAGCAUCAUCUUCCGGAUACAUAACAUAUAUAUCGUCACAUGUGAAAGAUUUACCUGAAAGAAAAAAAAAUUCAAUUCAAAAAUUUACAUUAUGAGGAUAGAAUGCACAAUGUUCCUACAUAUCAGUCCUAUAAACAGUAAGGCAUUAUAAGGAUGCACAUACUUAAAAAAAGAAUUGUUGGUAAAUGAUGAUUAUUAUUAAUGCUAUAGCCCGUCCCACUCUUAGAUUGCAGUAGUGAUGGGUCGUUCGCGAACGAGUCGUUUAUACUGAACGACUCGUUUAUGUGAGCGACUCGCGAGUCGCUCUUCAAAAAAGAGCAUAUCAUUCGCGAACGAUAUUAAAGGUAAGAAUCGGCAGGCUAUAUUCACGAAUGAUACACAGAAAGGAAUGGUUGAAUGACUUUGGCUCGCUCGACGAAAUGUGAGAAUGAAGCAGAUAUCUCGUAGGUGUGAUAACCUUGGCUUGUUUGGAUGAAAAAUGAGACAAGAGAAGUUGGCGGGUAGCAGAUAAGACCGCUAGUUUGUAGGCUUAUAGAAUUUCAUUAUCGCGUGUUUUCUACAAAGACACAUCUUUGGUAACAGAUUCAUAACGUUGGAGCGUGGUAUCUGCUUUAAAUCACACAGCACAGCAUUCUAUUUUUUAAAUCCUAGAGAGAAACAAUACGAAAAGAGUGCAGGUUUCUUUUAUCGUGGAAAAAUAUUGUAAAGAAAAAACCUUACAACAUGCCACAUCACAUAUUGUGUAAUAUUGGGUUUAUUGACUUAAAAAUUAGCUAAAAAUUGUGAAAAUUGUUUUAAAAAUUGAUUCGACUACUCGGUAAAAAAGCAAUGUAACGUCUUGAAAUAAUUUUGUGAUAUCUUGGAUUAAAAAAACAUAUAAAAUUUUACAUAUAUCCUAUAGCUGCACAGAAAUUUUGAACAUAAUUAAUUUAAAAAUAAAAUUAGGUGAGAUGGUAAAUUACGCAUUUAAAUUAAAUUAAUAGCUACAUGAAUUUAAGCGAAAAUGAUUACCUUAUGUUGACUGCAGCAAGUGUAUAUUUCGACUUUCAAAACGGAACACUUAGGCCUAUGUACUAGUUGAGAUGCUAAUU